UAGGUGAGCUACGAGCGGUCGGGUUGAGCUGGAGUGAAGCCAGACGGCGAGCUGAAGAUAGAAAGGCGUGGCGUGAGCUUGUGAAGGCCCUUUGCACUUAUGGGGUGCCUUAGGACAACAACGAUAUCAGAAAUAGGUACACGCUGUAUAAGGUUGUUUAACUCGAUGUUUACAAAACAUCACUAAACUUGAUUUAAUGACGGUUUUCCUGUAUCGUCCGGAACUGCUAAUUUGGAGACGUGUAAAUGAACAUUAUAACGGCGUUUGAAACGAUUUUAGUGCUUGAUUUAUACAUUCUGUGUAAUAAUGAAGAUUAUCAACUUUUUCCAGGUACAAGCAAAACAAAAGAUUAGCGGCGAGUCAUUUGGAGGUAUUUAUGAAAAUGAAUUAGACGUACAAACGAACGAUACAGUUGUUUCUUUGGAGUAUGACACAGAAGUGCUUAGGGCAGCGGAAUUUGAAAGACCAGAUAAUAUGGUAUUAACGAACGAAAAUGUUGUUUCAUUAGACUAUGACACAAUAAUGAAUAGUCUGUUGGAAUCGAGGAAAGAUAAUAUCGUAAAAACUAAAGAAAAAGCUGCAAAAAGAAAGAGAAAAAAGAAAAAGUAUAACCCAGUUCCUAGACAAAUAAAAUCUAAAAGAAGAAAUAAUAUUGUUAAGACGAACGACAGAGUAGUUUCGUUGGAGUAUGCCACAAGAAGACCAAACAAUAGAGCCAUAACAAACGAAUAUGUAACAAAAGUGACUAGUAUAGCGGAAUCUAAAAGAAGCCAAAAUGUCGACGAAACGAAUGAAAAUGUUGUUUCAUUAGAGUAUGACAAAAGAGUGCGUAGGCCGGUGAAAUCAAGAAGCAAAGAUAAUGUCGUUAAAACAAAUGAUAUAGUUGUCUCGUCGGAGUUUGACGCAAGAUCGAAUGAGCUGACAGAAUCAAGAAGAGAUAAUAUCGUAGAAACAAAUGAGAAUAGAGAUACGAGAGAACCCAAAUCGGUGAAAUAUAGAAGAGGCAAAAUACAACAACAUGACAAAUCGAGAAAUAUCGAGAAAAGAAAACCGAGAAAAAAGAUGAUUAAGUCUGCGGAUUAUGUGAAAAGAAGGAAACUAUUUGAUAUUGUUGUACAUAUUAAAGCAUAGAAAAUGUUGAA
Molecule: messenger RNA, 1142 nt
Organism: Cydia pomonella (codling moth)
Lineage: Eukaryota; Metazoa; Arthropoda; Insecta; Lepidoptera; Tortricidae
Exons: 3
Coding region: 307-1131 (274 amino acids)
Source: RefSeq, a predicted model, not a curated record